Messenger RNA from Morus notabilis, 2438 nucleotides. RefSeq names its product probable pectate lyase 18. Lineage: Eukaryota; Viridiplantae; Streptophyta; Magnoliopsida; Rosales; Moraceae. Gene Ontology annotation, molecular function: pectate lyase activity. The record is from RefSeq and is a predicted model, not a curated record. The transcript is spliced from 4 exons. The coding region runs from base 501 to 2006 and encodes 501 amino acids.
UUGGAAUUUUCUCCUUUUCCUAGAAUAAUUAACAUGCAAGGUGUGAGUGUUUGAAGUCUGCAAGGGAGAAUUAGAGACGAGGAGAGAGAGAGAGAGAGAUGGAGAGGGAGACAUUUUUCUCUGAACUUCUCUCGGUGUCUCCAUCAGCCAUCUCCUUUGAUCUCUUCCUGUCUUCUUUCUUCUGAUUUAUCAAAACAAAAAACCCCCCAAAACCAUAGAUAAAGUUAAACUCAUUUCCCACUAGAAAUUUGGCAACGUUUUGGGGCUAUGGAAUUAUUAUAAUCUUCUUCUCAUUAUAAAACCUCAUCACAUUUUCCCAAAUUUUUUUGCAGUUUGGUCCUAAGUUGUUGAGAGAGCAUUCAAGAGGAAGUCAUCUUCUAAAGAGGAACAGUGUGUCUUUUACGGAAAAAGCAAAAAAAAAAAAAAAAAAAGUAGUUACAAAAAAGCAAACAAGAAGAACAAAUACCCAAAACCUUCCAUAAUUAUUAGUCCUUUCAAGAAUGGUUACUACAAUCACCUACAUUCUCUUAAUAUGGCUUGUUCUUCUCACCAUUGUCGAAGCCAACUCUCUCAGCUUCAACAAUCUCACUCUUCCUCAUCAGCAUCCGAACCCUGAAGCAGUUGUUGAAGAAGUUCAAAGGUCCGUCAACGCCUCACUCACACGCAGAAGCCUCCUCUCCGUCCACCAAGCCGACCAACAACAAUGCCUGACCGGCAACCCCAUUGACGACUGCUGGCGCUGCGACCCCAACUGGGCCGCUAACCGCCAGCGCCUCGCCGACUGCGGCAUCGGCUUUGGCCGCGACGCCCUCGGCGGCAAAGGCGGCCAGAUCUACGUCGUCUCCGACUCCUCCGACCGUGACCCGGCCCGCCCCGUCCCCGGCACUCUCCGCCACGCCGUCAUCCAAACCGAGCCCCUCUGGAUCGUCUUUUCCGCCGACAUGACCAUCAAGCUCCAACACGAGCUCAUCAUGAACAGCUUCAAGACCAUCGACGGCCGCGGCGCCAACGUCCACAUCGUCGGCAACGGCUGCAUAACCCUCCAGUACAUCUCCAACGUCAUCAUCCACAACGUCCACGUCCACCACUGCAAGCCCUCCGGCCACGCCGACAUCGCCUCCAGCCCCACCCACGUUGGGUGGAGGGGGAGAUCCGACGGCGACGGGAUCUCCAUCUACGGGUCCCGCAAGAUCUGGAUCGAUCAUUGCACGCUGUCGUACUGUACGGACGGGCUGAUUGAUGCGAUAAUGGGAUCGACGGGGAUUACAAUCACGAACAACUAUUUUUCUCAUCAUGACGAGGUUAUGCUGUUGGGGCACAGUGAUGGGUACUUGCCGGAUUCCGGGAUGCAGGUGACGAUCGCGUUUAAUCACUUUGGGGAGGCGCUGGUGCAGCGUAUGCCACGGUGCAGACGCGGGUAUAUUCAUGUGGUGAAUAAUGAUUUCACGCAGUGGGAGAUGUACGCCAUUGGUGGGAGUGCUAAUCCCACCAUCAAUAGUCAGGGGAACCGCUAUAUUGCUCCGACUGACGAGAAUGCCAAAGAGGUGACGAAGCGCGUGGAUACGUCGGAGGGGGAAUGGGCGGACUGGAACUGGAGAACAGAGGGGGACGUAAUGGUAAAUGGAGCAUUCUUCGUGCCGUCCGGGGCGGAGCUGAGCACUCAGUACGCCAAGGCCUCCAGUGUUGAGCCCAAAUCCGCCGCCCUCAUCGAGCAGCUCACCUCCAAUGCCGGCGUCUUCGGCGACCCCAGGGACGGGAUAUCAUACCCGGGAUUCAGCGGCGGUGGGACCACCACCGGGGCGACCAGCACAAGCGGCCGCGGGGCCUCCAGCAAUGAUGAUGGUGACUUCUUCGGAAUGAUAUUCGGGAGCGGAGCAUCAGCAAGCCCCUCCACCCCUUCAUCUUUAUUUGCAAUCUUUUUGUCUCUUACUGUUAUUUUACUCAUGUAUCCCAUCACAAACUGUGGUGCUCUAUUAUCAUUACCAUUAUUAUUAGCAUCAUUAUAGAAGUUUGAAAAAAGGAAUUGAUGAAAUUUCAUAAUUAGAAAAAAGUACAGAAAAGAAAACAGAAAGAAAUUUCACAAUUUUUUUGGAUUUCCUGGUCCCCCAUUUGUUUCACUGCCAUUAUUGUUGUUUGAAAAGCAUCAAAGAACAUGUAGUGUCACAUAACUAAAAUAUGCGACGCCCAUUUUGUGGGGUCUCCAAAGCACUUCCCUCUCUCUCUCUCUAUGUUAAUAGGUUUUUAGGUCUUUUCUCACUAGUAUGUAUAACUAAUUUAUUUGAGGCGCACUUUUUGACUAAAAGCUCAUAUUUUGGGCGUGUAAUUGGUGGAUUUUUGUGCUAGGGGCUAAGGCUCAUAUCUUGUACAAAAUAUAUUUUAAAAAAGGGGGAAAUUUUCGGAAAGGAUAGGAUAUGGGCGGCUGAGGUGGCAUUUUACAU